AUGAAGUGGGCGGAGGCGAUCGCGCUACCGACGAACGAGGAGUCCGAGGCGCUGCUUCGAAUCCGGCACUCCUCCUCGCACGUGAUGGCCCAGGCGGUCCAGAAGCUCUUCAAAGGAACCAAAUGCACCAUCGGGCCGUGGAUCGAGAAGGGAUUCUACUACGAUUUUGACCCACCGGAGGGGCGGCCCUUCAAGGACACGGACCUGCGAAAGAUCAAGAAGGAGAUGGGCAAGAUCAUCUCGUACGGCCUCCCGUUCGUAGAGGAGGUCGUGAGCUACGAGGAGGCGAGGCGCAGGAUCGAGGCGCAGGACGAGCCGUACAAGCUCGAGAUCCUCGAGACGAUCGCGCGCGACCCGGCCGCUCCAAUCACCAUCUGGCACACCGGCGAGCCGGGCGACAAGCGCGGCUGGUGGGACCUGUGCGCUGGCCCGCAUGUCGGCUCGACGGCAGACCUGCCAGCAGAGGCGAUAGAGCUCGAGUCGAUUGCGGGCGCCUACUGGCGCGGGGACGAGGCGCGUCCGAUGCUGACGCGUAUCUACGGCACCGCGUGGGAGACAGUCGAGCAGCUGGAGGAGCACCGCAGGCUGAGGGUGGAGGCGGCGCGGCGCGACCACCGCAAGAUCGGCAAGGCGCUCGAUCUCUUCUCGAUCCAGCAGGACGCCGGAGGAGGGCUCGUGCACUGGCACCCCAAGGGGAGCAGGGUGCGGCGGAUCAUGGAGGACUACUGGAAGGACUGCCACUACGAGGGCGGGUGCGAGCUGCUCUACACUCACACUCUCAUCGCGGCAUCGCUCGACCUGUGGAAGACCUCGGGCCAUUUCGACUUUUAUGCGGACGGCAUGUUCAACGCGAUGGAGGUCGAGGGAGCGCAGUACCAGCUCAAGCCGAUGAACUGCCCCUUCCACGUGCUCAUCUACAAGGACGAGCCAAAGUCGUACCGCGACUUGCCGCUGCGCUGGGGCGAGCUGGGCACCGUCUACCGCUACGAGAGGUCGGGCACGCUGAAUGGUCUCUUCCGCGUGCGCGGCUUCACGCAGGACGACGCGCACAUCUUUUGCCUGCCCGAGCAGCUCACGGCAGAAAUCCUCGGCAUCCUCGGCGUGCUCGACCUGACCGAGACCAUCCUCACAAAGUUCGGCUUUGCCGAGUACGAGGUGAUGCUCUCGACGCGGCCGGAGAAGGCGGUGGGGUCGGACGAGAUCUGGGAGAGGGCGACCGGUGCGCUCGAGGGGGCGCUGCAGCAGAAGGGGUGGAGCUACGGCGUCGACGAGGGUGGCGGUGCCUUCUACGGCCCGAAGAUCGACAUCAAGAUCCGCGACGCGAUCGGGCGGCUCUGGCAGUGCUCGACGAUCCAGUGCGACUUCAACCUGCCCGAGCGGUUCGACAUGGAGUACGCGUCGGCCGAUGGCACAAAGGAGCGGCCGAUCAUGGUCCACCGCGCCAUCUUCGGCUCGCUCGAGCGCUUCUUCGGCGUGCUCCUCGAGUCGACGGCGGGAGACUUCCCCUUCUGGCUCGCGCCUGUCCAGCUGCGACUGCUGCCGGUUGUGAGCGACGACUUUAAGCCGUACUGCGACGGCGUCAUCGCGCGCGCGCGCAGGCUGGGCUUGCGCGCCGAGGUGGACGUCGGCGGCCGCUCUCUCUCCAAGCAGAUCAAGAUCGCAAAUAAGGAGAAGGUGCCGCUAUACGCCGUUGUCGGCGCCAAGGAGGUCGAGGGCGGCACGCUCUCCUUCCAAGCGCGCACGCCGGCCGGGCUGGUCGACGGAGGCACCCUGCCGGUGGAAGUGGCGCUCCCGCGCCUCGAGCUCGCAAGCAAGUCGGGCGCCGCGGCGAUCGACGUCCUCCUCUCCAGCGGCGACGCCGAGGAUGCUGACGCGGCCGCUCCAGCGUCCGCGUGA
Messenger RNA from Emiliania huxleyi CCMP1516, 1896 nucleotides. Its product is annotated as threonine-tRNA ligase. Lineage: Eukaryota; Haptophyta; Isochrysidales; Noelaerhabdaceae. Gene Ontology annotation, cellular component: cytoplasm; mitochondrion. The record is from RefSeq and is a predicted model, not a curated record. Gene Ontology annotation, biological process: threonyl-tRNA aminoacylation. The coding region runs from base 1 to 1896 and encodes 631 amino acids. The transcript has 9 exons. Gene Ontology annotation, molecular function: threonine-tRNA ligase activity; ATP binding.